UAAGAAAACAAAAAUAAAAAGCAGAAAAAACAGCAGCAAAUCUGGAGGCACAGGUCUGAGCUCUGCCUUCACCUUCACCCUCCCCCAGGUGGGCGGGGAGAUCCUCCCAGAUCAGGCUGGGUGCUCAGGGGAGGUCAGCCACAGUCAGGGGCAGUCAGUGAUCCAGAGGACACUGCACCAUGAGUGUCUCUGCACUGAGCCCCUCCAGAGCCCUGGGCGGGGUCUUUGGGCUCCUGCAGGUGGUCUCCCUGCUCGGCCUGGUUCUGCUUCUGCUCAAGGUGGCACAGCUCUACCUGCGCAGACAGUGGCUGCUCAAAGCCCUUCAUCACUUCCCGUCUCCUCCUUCCCACUGGUUCUAUGGACACAAGCGGGAGUUCCAAGAGGACAGUGAGCUGCCACACCUACUGGAAAGGCUAGAGAAAUACCCAAGAGCCUGUGUUCGCUGGAUGUGGGGCACAAGGGCCCUUGUAUUGCUCUACGACCCUGACUACAUGAAGAUGGUCCUGGGGAGAUCAGACCCAAAGGCUCAAGUUAUCUAUAGACAACUGAAGCCCUGGAUUGGGAAAGGUUUGCUGCUGUUGGAGGGACAGACGUGGUUCCAGCACCGGCGGAUGCUGACCCCAGCCUUCCACUAUGACAUCCUGAAGCCCUACGUGGGACUCAUGGCCGACUCUGUCCGAGUGAUGCUGGACAAGUGGGAAAAGCUCGUCAGCCAGGACUCACAUCUGGAGAUCUUUGGACAUGUCUCCUCAAUGACCCUGGACACCAUCAUGAAAUGUGCCUUCGGCCACCAGGGCAGGGUCCAGAUGGACAGGCUGACACCUGAAGGCCGCUGGUACCACCGGGCCUGCCAUAUCGCCCAUCAACACACAGACGCAGUGAUCAAGGAGAGGAAGGCUCACCUGCAGAAGGAGGGAGAGCUGGAGAAGGUGAGGAGCAGGAGGCACUUGGACUUCCUGGACAUCCUCCUCUUUGCCAGAAUGGAGAAUGUGAGCAGCUUGUCGAACGAGGACCUCCGUGCCGAGGUGGACACAUUCAUGUUCGAGGGUCAUGACACCACAGCCAGUGGCAUCUCCUGGAUCCUCUAUGCUCUAGCCUCCCACCCUGAGCAUCAGCAGAGGUGUCGGGAAGAGAUCCAAAGCCUCCUGGGGGGUGGCACCUCCAUCACCUGGGACCAUCUGGACCAGAUGCCCUACACCACCAUGUGCAUCAAGGAGGCACUAAGACUCUAUCCACCAGUGCCAAUCAUCAGCAGAGAGCUUAGCAAGCCCAUCACUUUCCCUGAUGGACGCUCCUUACCUGCAGGAAUCUUAGUCUCCCUCUCUUUUUAUGGGCUUCAUCACAACCCGAAGGUGUGGCCGAACCCAGAGGUGUUUGACCCAACCCGGUUUGCACCAGGUUCUACUCGACACAGCCAUGCCUUCCUGCCCUUCUCAGGAGGACCCAGGAACUGCAUCGGGAAGCAGUUUGCCAUGAAUGAGUUGAAGGUGGCUGUGGCCCUGACCUUGCUUCGCUUUGAGCUGUCACCGGAUCCCUCCAGGGUCCCUGUACCCAUGCCAGUCCUUGUGCUGAAAUCCAAAAAUGGGAUCCACCUGCAGCUCAGGAAGCUGUCUGAUCCAAGUGGGGACAAGGACAAGCUCUGA
Dama dama (fallow deer) is the source of this 1643-nucleotide messenger RNA. Its product is annotated as cytochrome P450 4A25-like. The transcript is spliced from 12 exons. Gene Ontology annotation, molecular function: heme binding; iron ion binding; oxidoreductase activity, acting on paired donors, with incorporation or reduction of molecular oxygen. The coding region runs from base 180 to 1643 and encodes 487 amino acids. The record is from RefSeq and is a predicted model, not a curated record. NCBI's taxonomy places the organism in Eukaryota, Metazoa, Chordata, Mammalia, Artiodactyla, Cervidae.